AUGCGGGAUAAGAACAAACAGUUGAUGAAGAGAAACUAUGAUCAUAAGCAGGAGUUGGUGAAGGUCAGCCACCGGGAGGAGGAGAUGAAGAGUGCCGAGGUCUACUCGAAUCUAGGGUCGACAAUAUUUCUUGUCUUCUUGGCUGGGGGAACAUUUUUUAUGGCCUAUCGAGAGCAGGUCAUUAAAGACUUCUGUAGAUCCUCGAGCUUUCUAUUGAGAUUUGUUCCAGCCGCCAGUCAAUUUUUUAAGUUUGCCCUAGACGAGGCUACCGAGGAUAAGCUCUCUGACUACCCUAAUGAGGGAAAGCCCGGGCUUCUCGUCGAGCACGUGUGCCUAUCUCCCAAGUUCCCCAGAAGAAAUCGAAACCUCGAGGUUAGGAUCAACGCCACUGAGCCUAGCACCAAGAAAACAGUUCAUGAGCAAGAGGUCGCGACUGGGACCUCUGAUGCUGUCAAGAAAACCCCCCUCUCCCCCGCCAUUAGUAGCUAG
Molecule: messenger RNA, 489 nt
Organism: Striga asiatica
Lineage: Eukaryota; Viridiplantae; Streptophyta; Magnoliopsida; Lamiales; Orobanchaceae
Source: the annotation of a GenBank genome assembly